UUAGGCAAUGUUAACUCUUCUUCACUAAACAUUCUAUUGAAUAAGUAACAUCUCACUUGUUGGUCAUUAGUCACAACAAUUCGUUUCUCAAUGUUAAUUUUAUCAAUAUCAUUAGUUUUAUCAUGUACAGCAUUAAAAAAUGUCAAGUCGUCACAAUUACCAUGGGAGUGCCAACUAUUUUGUAAUGUUGUUUGACAAAUGUGGGAAACAAAUGUUAAAAAAAUCUGCUGUACCAACUGUAUUUAAUUUUCCAAAUAAUUUAACACCAAAAAUAAAAGAAAGAAGAAUUCUGCAACGAGAAGACACAGCCACAACAACAGCCGUUCAUAAUAGUGAAAUUUGUGAAACUGGAACCAAUUUCGUCGACAUUAGCGUACACACAAAAUUAACAGGAGAAGAAUUAGAUAAAACAUUACAGGAUUUACGUCGAGACAAGAGGAUUUUGCAGCAGAAAUUAAUUAGAAGAGAUAAGCGAGUAAGUAGUAUGCGUGAAAUGUUUAAAAUCUUCUAACUCUAAAUUUACAACUUGUUAUUUUAUUCCCAACAUACAAAUCCUCGCAACUUCCUUUACAUUUAUAUAACAAAUGUAGGA
Molecule: messenger RNA, 592 nt
Organism: Metopolophium dirhodum (rose-grain aphid)
Lineage: Eukaryota; Metazoa; Arthropoda; Insecta; Hemiptera; Aphididae
Exons: 2
Coding region: 140-511 (123 amino acids)
Source: RefSeq, a predicted model, not a curated record